Molecule: messenger RNA, 4913 nt
Organism: Calypte anna (Anna's hummingbird)
Lineage: Eukaryota; Metazoa; Chordata; Aves; Apodiformes; Trochilidae
Gene: SLC9D1
Product: transmembrane and coiled-coil domains 3
Exons: 14
Coding region: 735-2771 (678 amino acids)
Biological process (GO): potassium ion transmembrane transport; proton transmembrane transport
Cellular component (GO): membrane
Molecular function (GO): potassium:proton antiporter activity
Source: RefSeq, a predicted model, not a curated record
CCGCCGCUAUUCCUGCGCCCCGGCUCCCUUCCCCCUCUCCCAUCCCGGCGAGAGGCGAUGUCGCUAAGAAGGGGCAGCGCCGCCCAGAGCGGCGGCUACGGCCCGCGGCCUGCCCCGCACCGGAGAGCGGGCGGGAUGUGGGGGAAGGGGUGUGCGGGGAGGGUAAUGUGCGGGGGUUUUGGGGGGAGACACUACUGGGUUUCCUUCAACACGCCGUGCGGAGGCGCUGGGACUACAGGUCCCGUCUCACCCUGCGCUUAAAGGUACCGCAGCGGCCGGGGGUGACCGGCGGAGCGGGGGGAGGGAAGGGCCGAGCUCCUCGGUGCCUGCACUCAGCGGUCGCCGCUUCUCUUUCACCUCUCUGCUCUUCGCGUUGCCAUCUCGUCCUUCCCGCGCUCCCCUGGAUGCUGUCGGCCUCCCUUCCUCCUUUCCUUCCCGCCUCCUUUCCUCAGGUGAGCGGGGCGGGGAGAGGAAACAGCGCUCGGAGCCGCCCGGUGUCUCCGUCUCCUUCCCUUCAGCGGCCGGGCCCUAAGCCCCUCGGCCUUCCUCAGGGAGAGAGGUACCGCCAGGCGCCGGUACCGGAAGCCGGCCCGUGAGGAGGCGGCGGCGGCGGCGGCUGGAGCUGCCCUCCGGCGGUCGUCGUUCUCAGCACUGAAGAUGCAGAAACCAUGUAGCAUAAAGCUUUGAGAGGUUGUGCAUCAUCAGAUUCUCCCAACAGCAAUAAGGAGUGAAGAAUGAAGGCAACUGGAUUUAUUUCCCUGUGGACGUUGGUUUCACUGCCUUGUGUCCAGUUAGCAAAUCCUGCAGAACAUGAAGAUGUAGUAAAGCAUGCAAUAAAGCUGCACCGUGGGAAAGGAGCUGGGAUUGCUCAGAGAAAGCAGUGGGUGCUGGAAAGCUGCAGAAAACUCUCUGGUCUUCUUCGCCAAAAGAAUGUUGUUCUCAACAAACUGAAAAAUGCUAUAAGAGCAGUUGAGAAGGAUGCAGGGCUGUCGGAUGAAGAGAAACUUUUUCAGGUGCACACCUUUGAAAUUUUCCAAAAGGAGCUAAAUGAAAGUGAAAACUCAGUCUUUCAAGCAAUCCAUGGCCUCCAAAGAGCUCUGCAGGGUGAUUACAAAGAUGUUGUAAAUAUGAAAGAAAGCAGUAGACAGAGACUGGAAGCCUUGAGAGAAGCUGCAAUUAAGGAAGAAAUGGAGUACGUCGAACUAUUAGCAGCAGAAAAGCAUCAGGUUGAAGCCCUUAAGAACAUGCAGCAUCAGAACAAAAGCCUGUCAAUGCUUGAUGAAAUUCUAGAAGAUGUCAGGAAGGCAGCUGAUAGAUUGGAAGAGGAAAUAGAAGAGCAUGCCUUUGAUGACAACAAAUCUGUAAGAGGUGUAAACUUUGAAGCUGUUUUAAGGGUGGAAGAAGAUGAAGCCAACUCCAAAAUAAAUGCUUCAAAAAGAGAAGUAGAGGAUGACUUAGGUCUUAGUAUGCUUAUUGAUUCCCAGAACAAUCAAUAUAUUCUUACCAAGCCCAGAGAUUCAACCAUUCCUCGUGCUGACCAUCAUUUCAUAAAGGAUAUUGUGACAAUAGGAAUGUUGUCUUUGCCAUGUGGCUGGCUGUGCACAACAAUAGGAUUGCCAACCAUGUUUGGGUAUAUCAUUUGUGGAGUACUCUUAGGACCAUCUGGACUAAAUAGUAUCAAGUCUAUUGUACAGGUGGAGACGUUAGGAGAGUUUGGUGUAUUCUUCACUCUUUUCCUUGUUGGUCUGGAAUUUUCUCCUGAAAGACUAAGAAAGGUAUGGAAAAUAUCUUUGCAAGGACCCUGCUACAUGACAGUUCUGAUGAUUGCCUUUGGUUUACUGUGGGGACACUUGCUCCAAAUCAGACCAACACAAAGUGUCUUCAUCUCCACUUGUUUAUCUUUAUCAAGCACACCACUGGUGUCAAGAUUUCUUGCAGGUAGUGUUCGAGGAGAUAAAGAAGGGGACAUUGACUACAGUAGUGUACUACUUGGCAUGUUGGUGAUGCAGGAUGUGCAGCUGGGUUUAUUUAUAGCUGUCAUGCCUACACUUAUUCAAGCAGGAGCAAGCACGUAUUCCAGCAUUUUCAAGGAAAUACUGAGAAUACUGAUACUGAUUGGCCAAAUUCUCUUUUCUCUGGCUGCUGUUUUUCUUAUGUGUCUUGUUAUAAAGACUUAUCUCAUAGGACCAUAUUAUCGCAAGCUGCAUGCAGAAAGCAAAGGGAAUAAAGAAAUCCUCAUUCUAGGAAUAACUGCAUUCAUCUUCCUUAUGUUAACGAUCACAGAGCUGUUGGAUGUUUCAAUGGAGCUGGGAUGCUUCUUAGCUGGAGCUCUGAUCUCUUCUCAGGGUCACAUGGUUACUGAGGAGAUUAUGUCCUGUAUUGAACCAAUACGUGACUUUCUUGCCAUCAUUUUCUUUGCAUCCAUAGGACUUCAUGUUUUCCCCACAUUUGUAAUAUAUGAGCUCACAGUCUUACUAUUUCUCACAUUGUCUGUGGUCAUAAUGAAGUUUGUCUUGGCAGUGCUUGUCCUUUCUCUGAUUCUUCCAAAGACCAGCCAGUAUAUCAAGUGGAUUGUCUCAGCAGGACUGGCACAAGUCAGUGAAUUCUCUUUUGUUCUGGGAAGCAGAGCACGAAGAGCAGGGAUCAUAUCUCGGGAGGUCUAUCUUCUUAUUCUGAGCGUGACUACUCUAAGCCUUUUACUUGCCCCUGCCCUGUGGAGAGCUGCAAUUAUGAAAUGUGUUCCGAGACCUGAGAGACGCUCAAGUACUUGAUUAAGAUUUGCACAUACCCAAGAAUUCAUCUUCUUGAAAGGAAUAGCUUCAGUGCUCAUUGUAUUUCUAUGCACUUGGAAAACGAGAGGUUUUGAGAAGUCAGUCCUCUUAAUGUGCACUUGGUUACAAGCCUUAUGCUGACUUUAACACAAAAUUCAACAUUUAAAAAAAAAAGUUAUCGUUUGAAUUGCACAUCUUUUACAAAACUUACUUUCUCUUUGAGGGAUGAGAAUCUGCCAGAAUAUUUGUUUCUGAUCCAACCAAUUAUUCAGAGCAUAGAUUAUUUUUUUAAAAUACAGCAUCAUGCAAACUGUGUUGGUUAUUUUUUUUGCCUGAAUGUGCCUUUUAAUUUUCAUUGUAUUUUGUUACCGCUGGUUCAUCACCAGGUUUUGUUUAAAAAGAAAAAAAAUAGAUAUAUUAUGGUGCCUAUGGUAUCUUUUUUCACUAAAUGACUUGAGUCAUUUUCACAUUUAGGAAUUUAUUAUAGUAGUAUAAAAUUAAUCACAAAACACAUUUCUAAUGGUAAGUAAAAGUGUAGCCCUCUACACAAAGAAAAAAAUCUAACUGUUUAGUAUCAAACUGUUUUAAGCAGUCAAAUACAUACUACAAAUGAUGCAGGCAAUAGUAUAUGAUAUUUUAUUGAAUAUUGCAGCAUAUAAUGUAUUUUCUGGUAGUGGUAACUUUUAUUUGUGUCAGUUCUUGUAUUUAUUUACAUACUUGACUAAAAGUUGAUGGUAAGAAAGGGCAUAAGUUAUAUUUGAAGACUGACAGUUGUCACCCAUUUUUGUUGCUAACUGCUGUUGCAGUAAUUUUUUACAUUUUUUUUCUGAUUUAAAUCAGUAAUACAUUUUCUAAAACAGGGAAGUCUAAUUUUAAGCAGAUGAGAAAAACAUCAGUAACUUUGGACGUUUGAUAUCUGAUGCUAUGCUACAUUUGAAAUAAUUUUAAGUAAAUUGAUUUGCACAAAACAUGACAGACUGGAUGUGUAUUUGGAACUUCAUGUCUUUAUACAGUUUGUUUACAUUGAAUAAAUUGUUAGUGUCUUUAAAAUAUCAUGGCAUUUUUUGAAACAAAGUUUUAAAUGUGAUCUUGAAUGUGUUUUGUUUUUUAAAACAUUAUAUGUAUUCGGAUAAGCCUGGUAAAAGCCCAUCCCUUAAGUGUUACAGAGGAAGCUUCCUCAUAGACUGUAGUCUACUCUGGUGAACAAUUUAAAAAUCAUAUUGAGGUUUCUCUGUUAAAAACAAUACUAUUAAAUUGGUAUUGACACUCCAGGCCAGUGUUACACUGUCAUCUGAAAUAACUGCCAUAUCCACAAAAUGGUUAGAAAAAUGCAUGUUACGUAGGUUUAAAUUGCUAAUUAAAGUGAAAGCUGUCCUCCAAGUAGCAAAACAAAGCUUUGGAUGGAUUUGUAUGCUUUAUACCUCUUUCCUCUACCAUAGUAGCCUCAGUUUCCUCCUGUGUUUUCUCUUGACAUCUGCUGGGCUUGUCAGAACACAGCCUGGACUUACCUGCAGUGUGUUCUGUUAGGACAAGGUAGGUUUCAUCAUAUUUGAGUUCUUGCUCACUGGAUUCAGGGUUUUCUCCCCAGGUACUGAUUUUUCAUGAAGGUUGCAGGAAUAUAUGGCAACUCCCCCUUUUCUUGAAUGGUUUCAAAAGUUAUUGAAGAACAGUGACAAAUGCAGAGGAAAAAGCUGUGCUAUAAAUUAGUUUAUUAAUAAUAUGAAUCUGUAACAAAUUAAACUUGAAACUGAUUUUGUAUUUAGUGUAUUUAAAAUAUUUUUUAUUAAAAAUAUAUAAGUAAUUUAAAUUUUUGGUGGUACUGUUUAACACUCUACCAGUUCAGAUUAUUUUUCCUCUUUUUCAGGUGCCUUGCUAAAUUAAUUAGUUUCUUAAGUGUACCAGGGAGAGAAAUCUUACUCUAUCCACUGACCUAACUUAGAGUUUCUGCUUGGUAUACAAGCUUUCCUCCUGAAUGCCUCAUUUUGGUUUUGAAAGAUGCUUAUUUCACCUGUAGUUUACCACCUGUGUUUCAGGAGGAAAAAAUUUAUCUUCAACAGACCAUGGUAGAGGCCUCUGUAUGGUUUCCAUUGUGUCUCUUAGUUACCCUUGAAACUAUUAUACAAAGUAUUACAGCUGUGAUGA